AUGCGUUGCGGUGAUCCUACAUUCAGCCCUGUAGGGGAGGAAAGGCUUAGCCGUGUCGAUUAUGUCUAUUUUGGAAUAGUCGUAAAUUCAUAUGCUAAGCAACUAGAGAAGAAAGAAAGGGAUGCAGAAAUCCCAAAUCCUUCAUAG
Messenger RNA from Acaulospora colombiana, 147 nucleotides. The record is from the annotation of a GenBank genome assembly. NCBI's taxonomy places the organism in Eukaryota, Fungi, Glomeromycota, Glomeromycetes, Diversisporales, Acaulosporaceae.